GGGCUUUAGAGAAGCCAUAUAGUAGUUGCUUCAGGGGGAGGAAAUGUUAAAUUGGUCGCAAUGAUGGGAGGCUUUCUCACCAGAGUUUCUAUCAUGAUUCUUGGAUAUGCCUAUCCGGCAUAUGAAUGCUACAAGACUGUGGAAUUGAAUAGGCCGGAAAUUGAGCAGCUGCUGUUUUGGUGCCAGUACUGGAUUUUAGUUGCUGUUCUGGCUGUUUUUGAGAGAGUUGGAGAUGCUCUCAUUUCAUGGUUGCCUCUGUAUGGCGAAUUUAAAUUGGUUUUCUUUGUAUAUCUUUGGCAUCCUAAAACAAAGGGGACGACAUAUAUUUACAGCACCUUCAUCCAGCCUUAUAUGUCUAAACAUGAAAAUAAGAUUGAUCGUACUCUACUGGAGUUGAGAACACGAGCUAACGAUUUAGCUUCCCAGUAUUGGCAAAAUGUUUUGAGCAAUGGACGGUCAUGGUUUUUGACGAUCUUGCAGUAUGUUGUCUCGCAACCAUCAUCAACUACGGAACCAAGACACGCUGAUCAUGCAUCUACAGCACCAGCUAACGAAACAGAGCAACCAUUAGCUUCCCAGCAGCAGAAGACUGAACAAACCAACCCCGUUUUAAUCAAGAAACCAGAGAAGGUGAAGACUGACAGCAGCUCAAUCUCUCCUUCCUCGGCCUUAUCCAAACCAGCGCAAGGCCCUGCCUCUACAAGGUCCAGUACUUCUUCUCACCAUCCUCCUCCUCCUCCUCCACGUAAUGAAAAGCUCAUUCAAGAGAAUCUCGCCUCAACAAAUAACCAUAACUCCGAAGAAACCAAACAAGAAGAACCAAUUCACACAGUUCGUCGUCUAAGGAUCAGGAAACGAGUUGCCACAACAGCCAACUCAGUUCAUUAGACUAAUAUAUAUUAUUAUCAUCCUCUACUCUGGCUAAAUAGCAUAAAUGAUUAUAAACUCCGCACGGAAAAUCCAUUAAACUAGUCGAAGUUUAUUUCCACUAUUACAUUUUAAGAGGAAUAAUCAAAAUCAUUAGAUUUAAUUUUUUUUUU
Messenger RNA from Dendrobium catenatum, 1040 nucleotides. RefSeq names its product putative HVA22-like protein g. NCBI's taxonomy places the organism in Eukaryota, Viridiplantae, Streptophyta, Magnoliopsida, Asparagales, Orchidaceae. The transcript has 6 exons. The record is from RefSeq and is a predicted model, not a curated record. Bases 61 to 888 code for a protein of 275 amino acids.